Messenger RNA from Puntigrus tetrazona (Sumatra barb), 2602 nucleotides. RefSeq names its product G patch domain and ankyrin repeats 1 (gene gpank1). Lineage: Eukaryota; Metazoa; Chordata; Actinopteri; Cypriniformes; Cyprinidae. Gene Ontology annotation, molecular function: nucleic acid binding; protein binding. The coding region runs from base 194 to 1228 and encodes 344 amino acids. The record is from RefSeq and is a predicted model, not a curated record. The transcript has 5 exons.
CAAACCUCACAAGAAAAAGAGCAACACCAUGUUUACGUAGUUAGCCUUUAUUUUAUUGUUUGUCUUUUUUUUGGGAUCCUUGUAAGAAGGUAUCGCUCCCAAAUUAACCUAAAAUGAGAAUCUCAUGGCCACAAGCAGCUUCUGCAGCAUCUCUCAGGAAUUCCCUUAUCAGCAGUAGCAGAUUUUGUUAAAGAUGAGCCGUCCAGUCUACUUCACCAGAGCUAAAGAAGAGGAAAACCUCUGGAUAGAUAGAAAGAGAGAAGACAAGCAAACAAUUACUGGGGAGGAGGCCAGAGACUUUUAUCAGAGCCUGCUACAAGAGACGGAUGGAGAAAAGCCAAAAGGGGGAGAAGCAGCAACCACAAGAAGAGUGAGAAGAAGAGCAGGUCCCAAAAGAAGAAGAGAAGCACGCCGUCCAGAAGCUGCUCAUGUUGAACCGGUUAACACUUCAGAGCGUGAUGGAUACAAACUCCUCCGAUGUGCCCAGGAGGGAAACAUUCGGGCCCUAAAGGACCUCUUGCGGCGUGGCAUUGAUGUCAACUUCCGUGAUGAUUUUUACUGGACAGGUGUGAUGUGUGCGAGUAAGGCAGGACAAACGGACGCUGUUCGGCUGCUCCUGCAACACGGCGCUGCUUGGGUGGGAGUUGUGGACAAACAGGGCAGAGAUGCUCGGGAUCUGGCCCUGCAGGCAGGUCACCAGGAUGUAGUGAGAGAACUGGAGCAGUUCAGCGUGUCAGAGAUCACAAACACGCCAACUACAAACAGAGAGAGCGUUCAUCCUCAGUGGUGUAAUUUGUGUGCUGUGCAUUACACAGACAGCACUGAAACACACAACAGGUCCACACUGCAUCAGUUCAGCGAGCUCCGCCCCCCAACCACCCCUCAAUACUGCCUGCCCUCUUCCAGCAACAGCUACAAAAUGAUGCUCCGUUUGGGGUGGGACCCCGCUUCUGGUCUCGGACCCGCCCACUCCGGACGCAAAAACCCAGUAAGCACUGUACUAAAGAGAGACCAGGCCGGCCUGGGGUAUGGAGCUAGCCCACAGUCGAAAGUCACACACUUCCAGGCCAAAGAUCCUCAGGCAGUGCAACACGUACGUAAACAGAAAAGACUGGAGAAGAGACAGGAGAAAGGCACAACCCUCUGUGCUAAAGAACUUAAGAGGAAAGAAGAACGAGACAAGAAAUGGGAAAGAGACUACCGGGCAUCAUUUAACUUUGACUUCUGACCUACUGUGCCUUUGUUCAAAAUUCUCUUGUCUUUCUCUAAACCAGUGUCAAAGGGUUAAACUGAUUGUGUUUUAAAGGGUGGAGGGGCACAAAUUCAACAUGGGUUUUUUGUGACAUCUAUAAACCUAACAGGGAGGAAUGUGAAACUAACAGGGUUAAAAUUCUGAUAUAAUUGUAUUUAUUGUAUGCUGCCAAUGAAUCUACCUCCAUAAAUAUUUUGAGUGGUAAUAUAAGUACAAUUGUAUUGUAGUUAAUGAACUAGAAAAUCGAUGCUGAAAAUUCAGAUUUACCAACAGAAAUAAAUUAAAAUAAGCUAUUUUAAAUUGCAAAAAUAUUUCACAGUAUUACUAUUUUUGAUGUAUUUGCUGUAACUUUAAAAAUCGUGCUGAUCUAAAACUUCUGAGCGGCGAUAUGUAGAAAAAAAAAACAAAAAACAAAUAUUUAAUCUUGUUUUGUUGGGUAUCAUAAGCACAGUCUAAAAUAAGUUAAAUGAACUUAACUUAAUUAAUGUCCCUCCUCUAAAAGGAAAUCUGGAUUUUAGUUAUUAAUAAACAAUAUGUUUUGAAACAAUGUUAUACAGGUGCAUUACAGAUGGGAAAUAAUGCAAUGACUGAAAGCUCAUUUGCUGUUAGAACCUGUUAACACUGGUCUUCCACCCUGUUAGGCCGUUUCACUCUGUUAAGCUCUCUUCCACCCUGUUAGAAUUCAAGAAAAUAUUUGAAAACAACAUUAAAUGUUGGCCAUACAUUUGUCUUAUUUUGUGAGGUGAGGAGCAUUAACAGCAUAUAUAUGUUUUUGAGCAACUUUGUUAUAUUAUUUACCAUCCUGUUGGCAAAGAUGUGCACACAAGAGUACAUGUUUUAAUAAAUUUUUUUUAUUAAUAAUUUUUGUUGCAAGAAUAAAAAAUACCAUUAUGGCAUAAGGGACAUAUACUGUCUUAUUAUUGUUUAACAUUUACGUUAUUAAAAUAUGCACCUAACAGGGUGGAAUACAUUCACAGCGAUUGCCGGAAUAAUCUACCCAUAAUUAUUAUGUUUUAAGUCACUGAACUUGGCCAAUAUGUGCUCCAUAUAGUUAAACAUCACUGUUUUGGUAGAAUGCUAAAAACACUUGUAACCUGUUUUAUCAAACCUGUGAAUCAAAAAAGCAUUGGUUACCAGGAAUGACCCAUAAGUAUGAUAAAGAUAUUCAAUGUUUAAUUCCUUCCGUGUUGUUGCACUGUAGGAAUAGUGGUUUAAGCAACGGAGGUGUGUUGAACACAGCAGGCUUUUAAGAAGAAGCAAUAGAAAAAGUAAUUUAGCAACACCUCUGCUUUAACCCCGUAGGUGCUUGCCUGCGCUAUUAACCAAGAUAUAAACUUCAGAUUUUCAAUA